AGGUGACCUUGUUAGUGUUAGCCUAUUCUAGCGGGCCAAGACAAGGGAAGAGAGGACCUUAGUAGGUUUAGACAGUACAGUGGCAGAUAUGUUGGGGAUUUCGUAUGGGGGUUGUAGGUAGCAAGUUGACAACCAGGUUAUAGUCUUAAUAAGUCGUCAUAUUCUACUCCCUAACCAUUUGUCCUAGUUAUUCCUCUCGAGUCUUAUUUAUCUUAUUUAAACAUGGAGUUGUGAGAUUUUGACACAGGAUCCUCGAACCCGAGUGGAGAGAGAACAAUUUACACACAAUUUUGUGUCCCCUCGCCUCAGGGGGAGCGGCACUCAAAGGGUAUUUGAUUUUGUCAACUGUUUCCUGUUCUUGUCCAAGGUUGGAAGUGUAGGGGGAGGUGUGUGCCUGUGAGUUGAUUGUUGAUUCCUGGGUGCACAGCCCAGGGAGAGUCACACUAGAGAGUUCAAUGAGGUAGAACUAAUAAGUGUCUUUCAGGAAUAUCAGAUUGAAUAUUGAAAUGCAAUUUGGUUUGGUGAAGUUGACCUAAUUUGUUGUACUGUGUUGCAGGGCGGUCUCUAAAGCGGCUGAUCAUUGCUGACAACCUAAUAGAAGAUGAAGGGAUUGCGCUGCUCUUACCCAAUUUAUACGCCGACUCCUUGCUCGUCCUUGACCUCUCACACACCAUGUCAGAGCACACUUCGGAACUUGCUGAACAGUUGCAGGCCUUUGUGGCCUCGGUCAAGAAGUGUAGCCUCAAAAAACUAAAUUUGUCUGGCUGCCAUCUUGGUCCUCUUUGUGAUAUGCUGUUCCUAAACAGGUUGGUGGCUCAGUUGUCCAGCCUACAAAAGCUGAACAUUUCUGACAACAGCCUGUUGACCAUGUGGAGCCUGGAGCAGUUACUCUACAUGAGCACAGGAACUGGUCUGGAAAAGCUGGUGGCGCGAGACUGUUCCGUCUAUGCACCGUUCAAGGAAGGGUUUUUGCCCACUCUCAAGGACAAAUUGGAAAGUGUACAUCCCCUUCGUAAAUUUGUGUUCACUUGUUUUGAGCUGGGGAGAGCGGAGGUGGAGAGUCUCCGUUGUCUGUGGACCUCGGUGUGGGGGCCAGAGGCCAAGGUAGAGGUGGAAGAAUCAUCUGUUUCUUUGUCCGUUGUCUGAGGGGGGAGAGUGCCUGUCGACAUUUGUGUACUUUGCUCAGUGUAGUAGGGACAUUUCUCAGGAGAAUCAGAUUUUUAUGAUAUUUAAGAUCUUAUAACCCUUUCAGCUCAGACAAUAGUUUUAACGAAAUUGUUUAUGUUGUAUUGAAUGAAUGAAUGGACGAACCUUUAUUAUCUCUAGACUUCCUCCUGUGUGCACUGCUCAGGGAGAGUCACAUUAGAGAGUUCCAGGAGGUAGAACUAAAUGUCUUUCAGGAAUGUGGGACUGAAUGUUGAAACAAAUGCAGUAUCAGGGUUUGUACAGGUCUUGGAAAACUCUUUGAACUUUGUUUUUACUUUCCAAGACAUGGAAAACUCUUGGAAUUUUGGGAAAUUGGCAAAAUUCUUGAAAAAGUCUUGUAAAAACAAAUUUUUAACUAGAUCUGUUGUAAAAAUAUUUCCUCAAAAUUUAAAAGGCCUUGACUUUACACAUUCUGAAGUGUACCAUAUGUAUUUUUUAAUGCUGAACGAAAAAUUUUCUUAGGAAAUGACACGUUCAUUUGUCUUUGAAAAAAAGAAAUCUGGUCUUGAAAACUUUUUGAAGAAUCUUGGGGGAAAAUCUGCUCAGUAUGAACCCUGCAGUAUGGUUUCCUCAAGUUGGCUCAAUUUGUUGUACUGUGUUGUAGGGCGGUCUCUUAACUCUUUUCCUACCAGGCCAAAAUCCACCACUGGCCCAGGACUUUCCCCAGACCUAUUUUUAUGCCCCUACCCCACCAAAGGAAAAUGUCAAUACGUCCAACUAAACACACACAAACCAUAUCA
This is a messenger RNA of Aplysia californica (California sea hare), 1946 nucleotides long. RefSeq lists its product as uncharacterized. Gene Ontology annotation, molecular function: protein binding. Lineage: Eukaryota; Metazoa; Mollusca; Gastropoda; Aplysiida; Aplysiidae. The record is from RefSeq and is a predicted model, not a curated record. The transcript has 2 exons. Bases 673 to 1146 code for a protein of 157 amino acids.